GAGAGACCCAUUCCUAUCCCCCACACAAAAAGUGGUGGGAAAAAAAGUUCUUUUUGUACACACUGCCAUGAUGGCGAUGAUGAUGCCUGCAAUCUCCAACAGCAGCAGCAUCAACAACAAUUAAACACUUCCUCUCCUUCACUUUCUACUCUUCUCUAUACUUACCUCUUUCCCUUCUCCUCUUUUCGCUUCCUCAUGGCUGAUUCCUCUCGGCUCUCUCGCAUCUCAUGCAAUUGCCCAUGAAUGGUAGAGAACCUGCAAGAGAGCUAUGGAGAAAAAGUGCGGGUGCUGGGCUGUGUUGAGACGCGGCGUUAGAGGUGCCUGCAAGCCCUCUGCUUCUAAAGACUCUGCUAAUACAAUCCCUCGUACUAGUCUAGUUUAUGAUGCAGGUAUAUGUAUAGCUACUGAAACACGUUAUCUAAAUGCCAGCAACAGAGAACUCUGUCCUCCAGGUGAAGCUCAGCUAUCUUCAGAGAAUCCAGUUCCGCCAUCAGCAGAAAGCAAAACUCCUUGCCAGCUGCUUCAGUUUUCAUUUCAGGAACUAAAAGCUGCAACGGGGAACUUCAGACCUGAUAGUAUACUUGGGGAGGGUGGAUUUGGAUACGUGUUCAAAGGAUGGAUUGAGGAAAAUGGGACAGCACCAGCGAAGCCUGGGUCAGGAAUUACAGUUGCAGUCAAAAGCUUGAAGCCAGACGGUCUUCAGGGCCAUAGAGAAUGGGUGGCUGAGGUCGACUUCCUUGGGCAGCUCCACCAUCCUAAUCUUGUUAAACUUAUUGGGUACUGCAUUGAAGAUGAUCAACGGCUGCUUGUUUAUGAAUUUAUGACCCGUGGAAGUCUUGAAAACCAUCUUUUUAGAAGGACCAUACCUCUUCAAUGGUCCAGUAGGAUUAAGAUUGCACUUGGCGCAGCAAGAGGACUGGCGUUCCUCCAUAAUGGUCCUGAACCAGUAAUAUAUAGAGACUUCAAGACAUCCAAUAUUUUGCUUGAUUCGGAGUAUAAUGCAAAGCUUUCAGAUUUUGGUCUAGCCAAAGCUGGGCCUCAAGGAGACAAAACACAUGUUUCUACCAGGGUUGUUGGAACUUAUGGCUAUGCAGCUCCAGAGUAUGUAAUGACAGGACACUUGACAUCUAAGAGUGACGUUUACAGUUUUGGUGUCGUGCUACUCGAGAUUUUAACGGGCAGAAGAUCAAUGGACAAGAAACGCCCUAGUGGAGAGCAAAAUCUCGUUGUAUGGGCUCGGCCACAUCUAGCUGACAAGCGAAAGCUUCAUCAAAUAGUGGAUCCUCGCUUGGAAAUGAAUUACUCUCUUAAAGGGGUGCAAAAAGUCUCUCAGUUAGCUUUCAACUGCCUCAGUAAGGACUCAAAAUCCCGCCCUACAAUGGAUGAAGUUGUUAAAGUUCUGACUCCAUUGCAGGAUCUUAGCGAUCUUGCUAUCAACCAUUCUCGUCUAUCCCAACAAGGGAGACGCAAGAAAAAAGAUGGAACCCCACAGCUCACCUACAACCAAUCCAAGAACAUCAGAGACUCUCCACUGAACAUUGGCAAGCAGCAUUGUAGAUGAUGGGCAGCCAAUUCUUCUUGAUUGGUUCAAGUACUAUUUGAUAAAACAAAGGCUCGCCGCGUGCCAUCUCUUUCAACUGGGUAAUUGUCACAAGAACAUAUUUCAAGCUUGUAUAAUUUUUGGGUGUUUGAAACUUGCCAGAGCAGCAGGGACAACGGAAGAGGAAAGGUACAUCAGUUUUCCUUUUCCUAGGCCCUUACAUUAGAGUGCUAACCAUCAAUUUAGAACAUUCCUCGCGAUUUGCCUGUGUUGUAAUUGAGCUAUAUACUGUAAUUAGAUAAAUCUUAUCAUUUCCAAGUUGUUCUUUGCAA
Molecule: messenger RNA, 1872 nt
Organism: Carya illinoinensis
Lineage: Eukaryota; Viridiplantae; Streptophyta; Magnoliopsida; Fagales; Juglandaceae
Product: serine/threonine-protein kinase PBL35-like
Exons: 6
Coding region: 269-1561 (430 amino acids)
Biological process (GO): protein phosphorylation
Molecular function (GO): ATP binding; protein kinase activity
Source: RefSeq, a predicted model, not a curated record